This is a messenger RNA of Cinclus cinclus, 2616 nucleotides long. RefSeq names its product cadherin 8 (gene CDH8). Gene Ontology annotation, molecular function: calcium ion binding; cadherin binding. Lineage: Eukaryota; Metazoa; Chordata; Aves; Passeriformes; Cinclidae. The coding region runs from base 79 to 2616 and encodes 845 amino acids. Gene Ontology annotation, biological process: multicellular organism development; synaptic transmission, glutamatergic; cell-cell junction assembly. The record is from RefSeq and is a predicted model, not a curated record. Gene Ontology annotation, cellular component: synaptic cleft; axon terminus; adherens junction. The transcript has 14 exons.
ACUUCACCCUUUCAAUCCGUGCGUGAAGUGGCUGUGGGCAAGCGGCUCCCUUGCUCCCGCUCCUUGAAAGAGUGUUUAAUGACUGGAAAACUCAAUGGAUCAUGUUUUUAUCAUCUAAGCUAUUUUUACAUUGACUGUGCUGUAAACACAUGGAGGAGCUCUUGUGGUACAAUGCCAGAAAGACUAACGGAAAUGCUUACGGAUACAUGGACUCCAUUAAUAAUAUUAUGGAUUACUGUCCUUCCUUCCAUUUAUAUGGCUCCAAUGAAUCAAUCUCAAGUACUACCAAGUGGAUCCAGUACAGGACUAAAAAGGCUAAAUGAAGAACAAAGAGUUCUGCACCGUUCCAGGAGAGGCUGGGUUUGGAAUCAAAUGUUUGUACUGGAAGAAUUUUCUGGACCUGAACCAAUCCUAGUUGGCCGGCUGCACACAGACCUGGACCCUGGCAGCAGCAAAAUCAAGUAUAUUCUGUCGGGAGAUGGAGCUGGGACCAUCUUUGUCAUCAAUGACAAGACUGGAGACAUCCACGCCAUGAAAAGGCUGGACCGGGAGGAGAAGGCUGAGUACACUCUCACAGCCCAGGCAGUGGACAGGGACACGAACCAGCCCCUGGAGCCCCCCUCAGAAUUCAUCAUUAAGGUUCAGGACAUCAAUGACAACGCCCCCGAAUUUGUAGAGGGCCCCUACCACGCCACGGUGCCAGAAAUGUCUCUUGUGGGCACCUUUGUUACUAAAGUAACAGCUACAGAUGCAGAUGAUCCAGUGUAUGGAAAUAGUGCCAAGCUGGUUUAUAGCAUUCUGGAAGGUCAGCCUUACUUUUCUAUUGAGCCCCAUACAGCUAUAAUUAAAACAGCUCUUCCCAACAUGGACAGAGAAGCCAAAGAAGAAUAUUUUGUGGUCAUCCAAGCAAAGGACAUGGGAGGACAUAUGGGUGGACUCUCUGGAACUACAACAGUGACAAUAACACUCAGUGAUGUGAAUGACAAUCCUCCUAAGUUUGCCCAGAGUCUGUAUCACUUCUCAGUAAUGGAAGAUGUUGCUCUUGGUGAACCAAUAGGAAGGGUGAAAGCAAAUGACCUGGAUAUUGGAGAAAAUGCUAAAUCAUCCUAUGAUAUUAUUGAAGGAGAUGGAAUGGAUAUAUUUGAGAUUACUACAGAUGCCCAAACUCAGGACGGCAUUAUUAGAGUGAGAAAGCCACUGGACUUUGAGACCAAAAAGUCCUACACUCUGAAGGUGGAGGCAGCCAACAUUCACAUCGACCCUCGCUUCCUCAGCGGGGGCCCCUUCAAGGACACAGCAACCGUGAAGAUCGUGGUGGAGGAUGCUGAUGAGCCCCCAGUCUUCUCCUCCCCCACUUACCUUCUGGAGGUGCAUGAAAAUGCUGCUCUCAACUCUGUGCUGGGGCAGGUGACAGCCCAUGACCCCGAUGUCUCUUCCAGCCCUAUAAGGUUUUCCAUUGAUCGCCACACUGACCUUGAGAGACAGUUCAACAUCAAUGCAGAGGAUGGGAAAAUAACUCUGGCAACACCCCUGGACAGAGAAACCAGCACGUGGCACAACAUCACUAUUGUAGCAACUGAAACUAGUAAGUGUUUGUCCACAAAUUCCCCCCGAGCCUCCUUUUCUCCAGGGAACCACAGCCAGGUGUCCCGGGUGCCUGUUGCUAUCAAAGUUCUCGAUGUGAACGACAAUGCCCCUGAGUUUGCAUCAGAGCACGAGGCCUUUCUGUGUGAGAAUGGGAAGCCUGGACAAGUAAUUCAGAUUGUCAGUGCUGUUGACAAGGAUGAUCCUAAAAAUGGGCAUUAUUUCCUGUACAGCCUUCUUCCUGAAAUGGUCAACAACCCAAAUUUCACCAUCAAGAAAAAUGAAGAUAACACCCUGAGCAUCCUGGCCAAGCACAGCGGGUUCAGCAGGCAGAAGCAGGAGGUGUACCUGCUGCCCAUCGUCAUCAGCGACAGCGGCACGCCGCCCAUGAGCAGCACGGGCACGCUGACCAUCCGCGUCUGCGGCUGCAGCAGCGACGGCAUCGUCCAGUCCUGCAACGCCGAGGCCUACGUGCUGCCCAUCGGGCUCAGCAUGGGCGCCCUCAUCGCCAUCCUGGCCUGCAUCAUCCUGCUGCUCGUCAUCGUGGUGCUGUUUGUGACUCUAAGAAGACAUAAGAAUGAGCCUCUAAUCAUCAAAGAUGAUGAAGAUGUGAGGGAAAAUAUCAUUCGCUAUGACGACGAAGGAGGUGGAGAGGAAGAUACAGAAGCGUUUGACAUUGCAACUCUGCAAAAUCCAGAUGGAAUUAAUGGAUUUUUGCCUCGUAAGGAUAUUAAGCCUGAUCUGCAAUUUAUGCCCAGGCAGGGUCUUGCACCUGUUCCUAAUGGUGUUGAUGUUGAUGAAUUUAUUAAUGUAAGGCUUCAUGAAGCUGAUAAUGAUCCCACAGCUCCGCCAUAUGACUCUAUCCAGAUUUAUGGCUAUGAAGGAAAGGGGUCAGCGGCUGGUUCCCUUAGCUCCUUGGAGUCCUCCACAUCAGACUCAGACCAGAAUUUUGACUACCUCAGUGAAUGGGGUCCUCGCUUUAAAAGACUCGGAGAACUUUACUCAGUUGGAGAAAGUGAUAAAGAAACUUGA